AUGACUGACAGACUUGUAAUCGGUCUUGAUAAAUUAAAUAAUAAAUUGAAAAUUUUAUUAGAAGAAAAUAAGAGAAUUAGGCAGCAACAUGAAAGUCUUCAAGAAGAAAACAGAGAAACCCUACGUAUUAAUUCGGAAUUAAAAGAAACUCUUCAAGAAAAUGAUCAACGAUUUGAAGAAUUUCAACGAAAUUUAGAAAAGCAAAGAUUAGAGGAAAGUAAAAGGUUUGAACGGCAACAUACGAAACUUCAAGAAGAAAAUCGAGAAACCUUAAGUAUUAAUUCCGAAUUAAAAGUAAAGCUUCAAGAAAGAGAUGAGCAAUUAGAAAAGCUUCAACAACAAGUUUUAAAUUUUGAAAAACAAAAAAUUGAAAUCCAAGUAAUUUCUCAAAAUAUAGAAAAAACUCUAGAAAUGCUAGAAUUAGACGAAAUUGAUGAGAAUAAUAAAUUUCUUAAGGAAAAAAAUAAACCUUUAAUUAGUGAAAGCAGUGAACAAAAAAAUAGUAUCAACUAUGAAACAACUGACUUUCCUUUAAGUGAUAAUUAUAGUUUUCAACUCUCCGAAAAUGUUGAAAAUUCGUGGAGCUUUUUUGAUAAUGGUUGUAUUAAAGUCGUGGUUGGAUUAGACUUUGGAAUAACUUACUCUGGAUUUGCUUAUUGCCAUAUUAGUGAUUCACACAUAAUUUCAAAUUAUGAUUGGCCUGGUUCUUUUGGCGAACCAAAAACCAAUACAGUUCUUCAAUAUGAUGAUGAAUAUAUUAAUGUAAUGUCGUGGGGUGCUCCAGCUUUAUUUAAAAGAUUACCUUUUAAAAAGAAAAUAGGUAAAGAUAAUGAAACGAAACCGGUUGAAUUAUUUAAAUUACAUUUAAGCAAUUUACCGGACGAGCUUAAACCGAAACUUCCGGUUAGAUAUGAAAAGGCUAUUACUGAUUAUCUUAGAGAAAUCGGAAAGGUGAUUAAGGAGACGAUUGCAAGUCAUUGGAUAGGCAUAGACAUCCUUCAUCAAGUGUUGUUAGUUCUUACGUAUCCAGCUGAUUAUUCGGAUAAAUCAAAAGCGAUUAUGCGAGAAUGUGCAUUUAAUGCAGGGUUGGUUAGGGAUAAAGAUUCAAUGGCAUUGCAAUGCAUUACAGAAUCUGAAGCUGCCGCAAUAUAUUGUAUUUUUGGAGAACACGAUCUGAAAAAACUAGGAACCACUUUUAUGGUCGUUGAUUGUGGUGACACAGUAAAUUUGACUACUUGUAAAUUAAUAAGCGAAACACGAGUGGAUGUAGUUACUGAAAGAUCUGAAAGUAUUGUUAUUGAUGAUGAAUUUGUUAAAUGCUUGCGUAAAAUAUUGGGUGAUCGACCCAUUGAUUUAUUAAGAGAAAAUUAUAAUGGACAGAUGCAAUAUUUGAUUAAAGAUUUUUCUCGACGGUAUAAAUAUUCUUUUACGGGAGAAGAUGACUUUGAUGCUUAUAAAUUGGAUCUUGAAGAUGUUGCUCCUGCAAUAAUGCAAUAUAUUAUUGAUAAUAAUAUUAGAAAAUGGUUGGAAGAAGCGGAAUGGGUAGUUAAAUUUAAAAUAAGAUCGAUUUUUGACCCUUUUAUCGAAAAUGUUAUACAGUUGAUUCAUACAGAGCUCGAUAGUUCUCGUGAAAAAUGUUCAUCAAUGUUUUUAAUUGGAAGUUUUAGUGAAUCAAAAUAUUUACAAAACAGUAUAAAAAAAGAAUUUCAACAUAGAAUAAAUAUUUCAAUUCCUACUCAACCUACUGUUGCAGUUGCGCACGGAGCCGUAAAGUAUGGAUUAAAUUUACUUUUUAAUGAUACUUUGAAAAUAUAG
Funneliformis mosseae is the source of this 1815-nucleotide messenger RNA. NCBI's taxonomy places the organism in Eukaryota, Fungi, Glomeromycota, Glomeromycetes, Glomerales, Glomeraceae. The record is from the annotation of a GenBank genome assembly.